Messenger RNA from Mesorhabditis belari, 1353 nucleotides. The record is from the annotation of a GenBank genome assembly. NCBI's taxonomy places the organism in Eukaryota, Metazoa, Nematoda, Chromadorea, Rhabditida, Rhabditidae.
AUGGACACCCAAGUGAGAAGAUCCUCCUACUCCGAGGCAAAUCGCUCACUCGAUGUCUUCCCGGAGAUUUUCGGAGAUCCGAUGUUCAAAAAGAGCUCAACAAAAGUUAAAGAAACGUCUAAAAACGCUAAUCUGUUCGCCGAGGACGGCUGCUAUUUGUUGGACCGAGUGUCGGGGAUUCCGGCUGAAAAGCAAUUCUACGAGUUUCAACAAGUGCUCAAAUGGAUGGGUCUUCUCUUCGAAGCGAGCUCAACUCAAAUCACUCGAACUUUUCAAUAUUCAUGGUUGACGUUCCUUCUAUUUAUAAGUUUUUACACGGUUGUUCAUGACUUCUAUUUUCUGGCCACCGAUUUCCACUCGAAUUUCGCUCCAAGCACUCUUGUUGUUGCCGCCAUCACUUUUCAGGGAUCGAUUUCUACGCUUUUCUCUCUUCACUGGCAGAAGAAUUUACACUUUCAAGCAUUCUUUCACACUUGGCGACAUUCACGAAUUCCAGACAUCGAAAGUUUUGAAAAGUAUGAGAAUCGCGUGUUUUCGGGAAAUAGGCGACAGUUUUGGGGAUUUCAGGUAUACGCCCUACUCUCAGCUUUGGUCUUCAUCUUUGCGAUUUGGAGUGGGCUCCUGAAGAAACUCGUUCAUCCAUCGUUUAUCACCGUCUUCUACUGCUCCGAGCUUUGCUACGUUCGGCCGUUCUUUUUCGUUCUCCACCUGUCGAUAGUUACAAAUAACCUUGAAACCUAUUUAUGUCUAACGAAUGCGAUACAUUGUGAGCUGAAAAAGUUCAACUACAAAAUUGUGCAGCUUAAAGAAGUCUCAAGGCAGUCGCUAAAAGAUGAGCUACAGAAUCUAAUUUAUCAACACACAAAGAUCACGUGCAGUAUCCGGUUGAUGGACGACUUGUACAAGGUGUACGCAUUUAUGGUCACAGCUUGUGUCAUUCCACUGACCAUUUUCGUCUUAACCCUUGUGCUCACGAGGUCAUCGUUAAUGGAGUUGAUGGUCAGCUUACCAACAGUUGGCUUUUGUACGUUUGAACUCUACGCAAUCAUGUAUCCAUCGAGGCUAUCAGAGGAGUUCAGUAAAUCGAAGUCCCUCCUCUGUAUGUGCCACAAUGUUUGGAUACCGUACGAGGAAAAUGUGAACAAAAUUGCUCAAACUCUGGCCAUUCAUCUCGAUCAACCGGAUCUUGGCGUUUCCCUUUGGGGAUUCACUCUUGUCACAAAGCCGCUCAUUUUGACGACGGUUUCUGCCAUGAUGACUUGUCUCGCUUUCCUUCUCGACUUGAGGCCAAAAGAAGAGAAUGCAAACGCUUGCCGUUGCCCCUCAAACAGCACGAACGAUACUCAGACUUUG